AUGGCUAAUAAACUUUACCACAUUCGAUCAAUUAGUUUGCCUUGCAGAUCACAUCCCACUACUCUCAGAAUCGACGAGGAGCUGAACAAGCUCAAGACAUGGGAGGAGGCAUCAUCUACGCCAACGGCAGAGACAAUUUGCAAUGGUCUAUCCAGGCUGCAAGAGUUGUACAAAUGCCUGGAUGAUCUUCACAACUUGCCGGUGACACAACAAGCCCUCUCUCACCAUCAACACGAGAAAUGGACAAACGAGUUGUUGGAUAAAUCUUUGGUGCUUUUAGACAUCUGUGGUGUUACAAGGGAUGUCCUGUCACAAAUGAGGGAACAUGUUAUAGAUGUUCAAUCCGCUAUGCGUAGAAGAAAAGGAGAUUUGAGCAGCAUAGCCAAAUACACUAGCUUUAGGAAGAAGAUGAAGGAGGAUGCCAAAAAGAUGAUUGAAUCAUUGAAGCAAAUGGACAACAAAAUUGAAGCCUCCUCACCCUCACUACUAUUGGAAUCUGAUCAUCAUAUGUCUUCAUUGAUCAGAGUGCUACGAGAGGUUAAUACAAUGAGCAUUUCUGUGUUUCACACACUUCUAUUGUUCUUGUGUGUACCAAUUUCAAAGCCAAUGCCAAUAACAACAAGGUGGUCAUUGGUUUCAAAAUUGUUGCACAAAGGGACAGUAGGAUGUAAAGAGCAACAAGAGAAUGUGAACGAGUUGGGAAGCGUAGAUAUGGCGCUGCACAUCCGACGCCAAUGUGGUUCGAAUGAAGAAGAUAAGAUGCAAAGACUGGGGGCCUUGGAGGGCAGCAUUGAAGUGAUUGAGAAUGGUUCAGAGUGCAUGUUUAGGAGAUUGAUGAAGUCAAGGGCAUCUCUCUUAAACAUGGUCUCACUAUAA
Messenger RNA from Cornus florida, 876 nucleotides. RefSeq lists its product as uncharacterized. Bases 1 to 876 code for a protein of 291 amino acids. The record is from RefSeq and is a predicted model, not a curated record. The transcript has a single exon. Gene Ontology annotation, biological process: shoot system development; root development. Lineage: Eukaryota; Viridiplantae; Streptophyta; Magnoliopsida; Cornales; Cornaceae.